Erinaceus europaeus (western European hedgehog) is the source of this 2959-nucleotide messenger RNA. RefSeq names its product VPS52 subunit of GARP complex (gene VPS52). The transcript has 20 exons. Gene Ontology annotation, molecular function: syntaxin binding. Gene Ontology annotation, cellular component: GARP complex. Bases 255 to 2426 code for a protein of 723 amino acids. The record is from RefSeq and is a predicted model, not a curated record. Gene Ontology annotation, biological process: endocytic recycling; Golgi to vacuole transport; lysosomal transport. NCBI's taxonomy places the organism in Eukaryota, Metazoa, Chordata, Mammalia, Eulipotyphla, Erinaceidae.
UCUCCCAUUUUUUUUGGGGUCCGUAAACUUCUCGGGCUGGAGAACAAACAAGGUUCCGGAGUCAGACUGUGCUUAAGACUUCCAGUUCUUAUUUGUACUACGGCGUGUUCGUAAGCUUUAAAAGUGAAAUUCAGGAUUUAUCUCAAAUAUCUAGGAGCUACUUUUAAUCCUCCAAGACACUUUCGGGCUUAGAAUUUCACUCCGAGGAACAGACUCAUCGGGACUUAUAAUUGCCGGAAGUGGGGCUGUGCUGAAUGGCCGCCGCGGCGACCAUGGCGGCAGCCGCUCGGGAGUUGGUUUUGCGAGCAGGGGCUUCGGAUAUGGAGGAGGAGGAAGGGCCCCUGGGGGAAGGUCCUGGUCUUCAGGAACCCUUGCAACUUGGAGAGUUAGACAUCACCUCAGAUGAAUUUAUCCUGGAUGAAGUGGAUAUUCACAUUCAGGCAAAUCUAGAGGAUGAGUUAGUAAAGGAAGCUCUUAAAACGGGUGUGGAUCUCCGUCACUAUUCAAAGCAGGUUGAGCUAGAGCUACAACAGAUUGAACAGAAAUCCAUUCGAGAUUAUAUCCAAGAGAGUGAAAACAUAGCAUCUCUACAUAACCAGAUCACAGCCUGUGAUGCUGUCCUUGAGCGCAUGGAGCAGAUGUUGGGAGCUUUUCAGAGUGACCUCAGCUCCAUCAGCUCUGAGAUCCGGACACUGCAGGAACAGUCUGGAGCCAUGAACAUUCGCCUUCGAAACCGCCAGGCAGUUCGGGGAAAACUUGGGGAACUUGUUGAUGGUCUGGUAGUGCCCUCUGCUCUGGUUACGGCAAUUUUGGAAGCACCAGUGACAGAGCCCAGGUUCCUAGAACAGCUGCAGGAGCUGGAUGCCAAGGCAGCUGCAGUUCGAGAGCAAGAAGCUAGAGGUACAGCAGCCUGUGCAGAUGUCAGAGGCGUGCUGGACCGGCUUCGGGUGAAGGCAGUGACAAAGAUCCGAGAGUUCAUCCUUCAGAAGAUCUAUUCCUUCAGAAAACCAAUGACCAACUACCAGAUCCCCCAGACAGCCCUGCUGAAAUACAGGUUCUUCUAUCAGUUCUUGCUGGGCAAUGAACGAGCAACAGCGAAGGAGAUCAGAGAUGAGUAUGUGGAGACACUGAGCAAAAUAUAUCUGUCUUACUACCGCUCUUAUCUGGGACGGCUCAUGAAGGUCCAGUAUGAGGAAGUUGCUGAGAAGGAUGACCUAAUGGGUGUGGAAGAUACAGCAAAAAAAGGAUUCUUCUCAAAACCAUCCCUCCGCAGCAGGAACACCAUCUUCACCUUGGGGACCCGGGGCUCUGUCAUCACCCCCACUGAACUGGAGGCUCCCAUCCUGGUGCCUCACACAGCCCAACGGGGAGAGCAGAGGUAUCCAUUUGAGGCCCUCUUCCGCAGCCAACACUACGCCCUCCUAGACAAUUCCUGCCGUGAAUAUCUGUUCAUCUGUGAAUUUUUCAUUGUGUCUGGUCCAGCUGCACAUGACCUCUUCCAUGCUGUCAUGGGUCGGACACUCAGCAUGACCCUGAAACAUCUGGAGUCUUAUCUUGCUGACUGCUAUGAUGCCAUUGCUGUUUUUCUGUGUAUCCACAUUGUUCUCCGAUUCCGAAAUAUUGCAGCAAAGAGGGAUGUUCCUGCCUUGGACAGGUACUGGGAACAGGUGCUUGCCCUGCUGUGGCCACGGUUUGAGCUGAUCCUGGAGAUGAAUGUCCAGAGUGUCCGAAGCACUGACCCUCAGCGCCUUGGGGGACUGGAUACUCGACCACAUUAUAUUACACGUCGAUAUGCAGAGUUCUCCUCUGCUCUUGUUAGCAUCAAUCAAACAUUUCCCAAUGAACGGACAAUGCAGCUGCUGGGACAGCUACAGGUUGAAGUGGAGAAUUUUGUCCUCCGAGUGGCAGCUGAGUUCUCCUCAAGAAAAGAACAGCUUGUAUUUCUUAUCAACAACUAUGACAUGAUGCUGGGUGUACUGAUGGAGCGGGCUGCAGAUGACAGCAAAGAGGUGGAGAGUUUCCAGCAGCUGCUCAAUGCUCGAACACAGGAAUUUAUUGAAGAGUUGCUGUCUCCCCCUUUUGGAGGUCUGGUGGCAUUUGUGAAGGAGGCUGAGGCCUUGAUUGAGCGUGGACAAGCUGAACGACUUCGAGGGGAAGAAGCCCGGGUUACUCAGCUAAUUCGUGGCUUUGGAAGUUCCUGGAAAUCAUCAGUGGAGUCUCUGAGUCAGGAUGUAAUGCGGAGUUUCACCAACUUCAGAAACGGAACCAGUAUCAUUCAGGGAGCACUGACCCAACUGAUCCAGCUCUAUCAUCGAUUUCACCGGAUACUGUCUCAGCCCCAGCUCCGAGCCCUCCCAGCCCGGGCUGAACUCAUCAACAUUCAUCACCUAAUGGUGGAACUCAAGAAACACAAGCCUAACUUCUGAUGUGCUGCACCCUGGGAUCCACCAGGUCUCUCUAUGGACUUCUGUAUCCCUUUCCGUCUCCUCCUGGGCCCCCUUCCAGUUUUCCCCUUGCCUCCUGGGUCCUUAACAUGCUUCUCAGCCUGUUUUCAUUUCCAGGGCCCUGCCCCCAGUGAAGCUAAAUACCCUUGACUUUCUGCCUUUCCUAGUGGGUUUUCCAAACUCCCCCCCGGCUUCCAAAAUGACCCAUAUCGUUUUCUCAGUUUUGUUACUAUCCUCUCUCCUACCUCUCAUUCCCAAUAGUCUUCUCUCUUCCCAGUAAAACCUGCACUGGCUCAAUCUCUGGUUCACACUUGUCAUAUCCAGAGGUGUGACACCUCAACUAUUGGGAUUGGUGGCAAGUACUGUGUCAUACUGCUUGUUUUUGUUUUUGUUUUCCUAAGUGAUUGUGUUUUUUUAAUCUCAGCAACCUGAACACUUAACCAUUCUCCUGAUUUGAAAGUUACUCCAAGGUCAGUUUCUGCAGACAACAAUAAAAUAUUUAAUAUGACACAACA